Messenger RNA from Plodia interpunctella (Indianmeal moth), 1951 nucleotides. RefSeq lists its product as uncharacterized. The record is from RefSeq and is a predicted model, not a curated record. The transcript has 5 exons. Bases 883 to 1395 code for a protein of 170 amino acids. NCBI's taxonomy places the organism in Eukaryota, Metazoa, Arthropoda, Insecta, Lepidoptera, Pyralidae.
GAUUUUAGCUCUGAAUCCCGCUUAUUUUAAUUUACAGUCGUAAAGAUAGUAAAGAAAUAUAUAUUUUUUAAAUUCUUUAUCUAGUGCAGCAAUAUUUGUAUAUAUAUAUCACAAAAACAGAUAAAGUGUAGUGUUGAUGCAGGACCUAGUAUUAGAAACGUGAAAUUUGGAGAAAUGUUUUGUAAUAACGUGAAAUUUGAUGUGAUGUGAACAUCCAAUAAAAAGGCAUUUUGAAAAUUUUCAAUCCUGAAGGGGUGAAAUUGGGGUUGAAAGUUUGUAUAGUAAAAUGUAAAUGUUAAAUUUAGACUUUUAAAAAUAUUUCAUCGAGCACGUGUUUCCCGGUUUAUUAGAAUUCACCGCCUAAGUAGCAAAAUAAGGGGUUGAAACUUUUUUUACUCUUUCACGGAAAAUCUACUUGACGGAUUAUUAUGGAAGGUUGUAUACGGGUACCUAGAAUAUAACCUGGAAAAACACAUAGAUAGGGUACUUUUUAUAAUUCCCAAGGGAGCGAAGCCCCGGACGAACCUAGGUAAUUAACAAUAUUUAGCAAAUACUUAUAAAGACGCAGUGUAGAUUAACUCUAUGUUAAGGUAUAAAUUAGAAUAGCAUUUUUGAUCCAAUAUUUAAAGCACAUUACAUAGGUACAUAGGUAAUAUAAAUAGGCAGAAUUCGUCGUAAUGUUGGUUUUCUGGGUAUACUUCAUUUCAACAAACGUUUUCUUGGCAAUUAACAUCACAUAUGUAAGGUAAGGUAAACGUAUUUUUUCGAAGAAAUCCUUUCUUGGGAACUUUAAAUACAAUUCUGGUUGGUGCAGAAUCGCCAUUGUUAUCAAGACCACGCAGUGUGUAGUACAUUUACGUUAAAAUAUUCAUUCAUUUUAAAAUGUACAUGUUUGCAACAGUCACAGUUUUUACAAUAGUUAUCGAUUAUGUAUUAGCUGAGAAUAAUUUAAAUAUAAUGCUGAAUGAUGCUGCGGCAAAUGAACAAACCGCGCCCAAAGACAUCUCGUCGAGUACAACACCAAAACAAAAACCUGCAGAUGUUAUUCCUACCUUGAAUUCGAUGUGGGUGUAUCGGCCAGACUCACAACUUCUUCCGCCUGAUUCUUUUGAGGACGAAAACUCAGCUCGGGACCGUGUGCUGAGACCUGGCGUUUCCGUGACACGGCUUGCUAAAUCUUUGUAUUACGGAUUCGACCCCUAUUUUCACAGAACUUACUUUGAACCCUUUGAGUCGCGAUCAAAGCCCGUCAGACUUGUUGCCUUGAACAGAAAUGGAAAAUUGCCACGGGAGAGACUUCGCAUGGUGGAUCACGAUCCUAAUAUCGCCGAACUCCAAUCACCUUUCAAUGAAAUUAGCAAUUUCUGGUUAGAUGAAAAUCUUAUGCAGCAGUAAACAGCAGCUAUUCUAGAUUGAUGUAUGAUGGAGCUCAUAAAUAUCGAUCAGAAAAAUGACAAGGUUUUACUUUAAGUUAGAUAAGGCAAUUUUACAUUUUGCUGUUAAUAACUCUGUACAUUACAAAUUAGUAGUUAAGUUAAUAACAGUCAUAACUUCUCAAAAAAUGUACUAAUGAUGGUCUUACUUACUAGGUCUUAGUGCAGCAGUCGGCAACCUUUAUAGCGGUCUUAAUGUGGUAAAAUAGAGCUGGAUCACAUUUGUAAUCUUAUGUCUAGAAAUAUAAUCAUUUAUGGUAUUGUGUACAAUUUGUCAUGUCCUAUAAAAUCCAUAAUUACUCACUACACGAGUCGAAUUCUGUUUUCUAAAAUAACUGGAGACUUUUACCCAUGUUAUUGCAUUCCAAUUCCUCCUUUCUAAUUGUACUAGAAUGUUGUUAUAAUAUGUUUCUAAGGCGGGAAAAAACUAAUUUAAUUUUUAAAUUGUGAAAGCAUUGUACACUAUGUAGAUUUAUUUUAGCUCUUACUUAUAUAUUUUUUAUUGAAUAAAACGUAAA